AUGGAUGCCCCCGCGUACUGCAGUCCCGCUUUCGCGAUGAUCGCCCACCCUCCUAUCUACAACGAGGACCCAUAUGAGGUUUACGAGCAGCCGUACCCGUCGCCGCACUAUACAUCCAGUGGCCUCGGAGACCCCUCAUAUUCACCGCAAUGGUUCGACGGGUUGCACGGCGAUAUUGUAGCGUCCUCUGGCGCAGAGGAGGAACUGUACGCUGCUUUCUUGGCCGCCGAGGUCGCAUCGACGAGCGCACAUGCUCCUUCCUUUGCCAUCCCCGUCCCAUCUCCGCCAUUCCACGGUCACCAAGCCCCAUCUCCCGUAUUCACUUCCCCACUCGGCUACACCACCACUUCUGCCGCCCCCGAACGUCCCCUUGCCGCGACGUCCGGAAACACACGACGCACCUGCAGGGCCGGCCCCACACCUCUGACCGCCUCUUCAUCCUUGCCUUAUAAAUCACCUGUCGCCGAGACUUAUCCCGGGUCUUCUCCACAACUCGUCGCGUGCACGCGCAGGAACGCGCCCGCACCCUCUCCGACUGCGCCCCCUCAACCCGCACUAACCGCUGGGCGUGUCCCCACUGCCCCUACGUCCAGCACAACCGUCGCUCCCCCGACCUCAAGCGCCAUAUCGAAACGCAUAGGCUUGAUCAUGGACUUCGUUGGGGUGCCGAUGAUCGGGGGAUGCAUGAAGACGUUCAGCAGGAAGGAUGCGCUGAUGCGGCAUUUGAAGGCGCAGAAGGGCAAGUGCUUUGGGGACGCGUGGUCGAUGUUCCAGCCGGGGAACCGGUUGAAGGACGGAGAAGCUUUGGAAAGCUGA
Molecule: messenger RNA, 816 nt
Organism: Dichomitus squalens LYAD-421 SS1
Lineage: Eukaryota; Fungi; Basidiomycota; Agaricomycetes; Polyporales; Polyporaceae
Exons: 4
Coding region: 1-816 (271 amino acids)
Source: RefSeq, a predicted model, not a curated record